Molecule: messenger RNA, 755 nt
Organism: Camelina sativa (false flax)
Lineage: Eukaryota; Viridiplantae; Streptophyta; Magnoliopsida; Brassicales; Brassicaceae
Source: RefSeq, a predicted model, not a curated record
AGUUUAAGGGAGCGUCGUCAGAGAGAGAGAGAGAAAGCAACAGCAGCAACCAAAAAAAAAUACUCUCUCUCUACUCUCUGCGCUUUAAUUUGAACUUGUCGAGAGAGAGAGAAGAGAAACAAAAAGGGUUAUUAGAUAGAGAGAUAGCAGAGAGAGAGGUAGAGCGAGAGCGAGCAAAGCUUCGGCUAGGGGAUUGUGGUUUAGACGAGAUCCGAUUUAAAGGAUCCAUUUGGAGCUCCGAUUCGAGCUAAAAGGUCAUGAACGGGAGACAGAGAUCUGGCGCAGCGGCGGUUCAUCACCAGAGGCAGCUCUCCGAUAACCCUCUCGACAUGUCUUCCUCCAAUGGCAGAUGGCUUCAAUCCACUGGUCUUCAGCAUUUUCAGUCAUCCGCCAAUGAUUACGGAUACUAUGCUGGUGGGCAAGGAGGUGGGCAAGCAACAAGAGGAUACCAGAAUGCUCAGAGAGGGUUUAAUGGAGGAAACGACUUUUUUGGGGAACCCACUACUCCUCAAUACGGUGCUCGUCCCACCAACCAGAGGAAGAACAAUGAUGAAUCUGAGUUUAGUCCUGGGCUCUUAGAUCUGCAUUCUUUUGAUACUGAGCUUCUUCCUGAGGUAGGUGUAUUAGAUAGAGUUGCUUUUUUUAACUUUUUAGUGCCUUUAAAUGUCGCUGCAUUUAGGUGGACAUCUAUAAUAUUGAUUGCUUGCUGGAAGAGUGGACUCUUUACACUGCACUUUUAGGUUAUUGGACUAUUU